Molecule: messenger RNA, 309 nt
Organism: Parnassius apollo (apollo)
Lineage: Eukaryota; Metazoa; Arthropoda; Insecta; Lepidoptera; Papilionidae
Source: the annotation of a GenBank genome assembly
UUGCUUUUCUGCAACAACGGCGUACUGCCGACGUUGUCUCACGCGUACGUACGACGGUCGCAAGAAAACGCCAAGUUGUCGCACGGCCUGUGCGCAGAGUGUCUGCGACGAGCGGGUCGCGCGCGGCCGACAUUCGCGCGCGACCUCGAACCAUGUCCUGAAAGGGUCAUGGAGACGAUCUCCGAGGAUGCCGAAGCUGAAUUGGAACUUGGUAAAUAUGCUUAUUUUAAAAACUUGACUUAUAUAUCGGAUAGAACUAAAAUAAAAAUCAUGUCUGAUUUAAGCAGUGUACUGGAUUUAGACAUCUAA